UAGGCCUGCUUAGAUUCGAUACUUGAAGGAAUCAUCAUGGAACACCAUUGCUCAGUAGGCGCUUACCAUUCGAAGCGCAAAUAUAUCCACCAACAGCACAGCUCAUGAGCUAAGAUAAUUUGGUUUACAGGUGUGAUCGGUGAUCGUUCAUCAUAUCCAGCGCAUAUUAACGGAAGAUAUUUCGGCGGGUGGUUUUUGGGCCCAUUCGAUCGGCGAAUCUCUUACGGAACGGUCACGUGCGGGAAUUGGUCCCGGGAUAAAGUGAGGGUAUCCAAGAAAAAAUACCGAUAACCAAGUGCUCCAAACAAAAAAGGUUCUCAUUUGGGAAGUGAUCGACAAAGUGUUAGGAUAUGAUCAAUUAGUUUACCCAGAAGAUUAAUCCAAUUGUGGAUUUUGUGGCUCCUCGGAAACAUUACAGCAUCACGAUGACGACCGAUCUCUUCAACAGUUUGCAGUUUAUCGGAGGCAACGCGGGAGCAAAGAUGGGCAAGGGAAAAGCCAUCAUCAACGAUCUGAACAAUAAUGAGACGAUCAUGCACGACGAUCGGAACAUUAGUGAGCAGGAUGUCAACGCGUACUUGCAGCACUACAACAAGUGGACCCAGAGUGCGCUGGGACAUCGGCUGACCGCAAUUCUGAAGGAUUGGUUCGGGUACGAGUUUGAUGCAGAGAUCAAGUGGAACAACGUUUUUAUGAUUGGGAUUUUCCACGUGUUCGGCAUUUAUGGCUUUCUGGCAUACUCGUGGCGAGCAUCCUUGGUGGCGUGGGCUUGGGGUCUCUUCGUUGGGGGAUGUGCCGGGUUCGGCGUCACGGCUGGCGUCCAUCGGCUUUGGUGCCAUCGGGCGUACAAGGCCAAACUUCCGCUGCGAAUCAUCCUGAUGUGUUGCUACUCGAUCGCCGGCCAGAACACCAUCUACGAUUGGGUUCGGGAUCAUCGAAUCCAUCACAAGUACUCGGAAACGGACGGCGAUCCACAUAACUCCAACCGUGGCUUCCUGUAUGCCCACGUGGGCUGGCUCAUGCUGCGGAAGCACCCGGAAUGCAUCAAGAAAGGCCGACUGAUCGACAUGACUGACAUCACGAGCGACCCUGUCGUCCAAUUCCACCAUCGGUAA
This is a messenger RNA of Uranotaenia lowii, 1115 nucleotides long. Its product is annotated as stearoyl-CoA desaturase 5-like. Gene Ontology annotation, biological process: unsaturated fatty acid biosynthetic process. The coding region runs from base 426 to 1115 and encodes 229 amino acids. The record is from RefSeq and is a predicted model, not a curated record. Gene Ontology annotation, cellular component: endoplasmic reticulum membrane. Gene Ontology annotation, molecular function: iron ion binding; stearoyl-CoA 9-desaturase activity. NCBI's taxonomy places the organism in Eukaryota, Metazoa, Arthropoda, Insecta, Diptera, Culicidae. The transcript has 2 exons.